AUGGAAAACGACGACGUUGAUAUGGUCGGCGCCGACAACAACGAAGCCCAGGAUUUGGAUGACAUGAAGAAACGGUUGAAGGAAAUGGAAGACGAAGCUGCUGCUUUGCGAGAGAUGCAGGCCAAGGUCGAGAAAGAGAUGGGAUCCGUCCAAGAUCCCGCUAAUGCUUCUGCAAGUCAGGUCAAUAGGGAGGAAGUUGAUUCUCGAUCAAUCUUUGUGGGCAAUGUGGACUAUGCAUGUACUCCUGAAGAAGUGCAACAGCAUUUCCAGUCGUGUGGAACAGUAAACCGAGUCACCAUUCGCACUGAUAAGUUUGGCCAGCCCAAAGGUUAUGCUUAUGUAGAAUUUGUUGAAGUAGAAGCUGUUCAAGAGGCUCUUUCCCUGAAUGAAUCUGAACUGCAUGGACGGCAAUUGAAGGUUACUGCUAAGAGGACCAAUGUACCUGGGAUGAAACAGUUUCGUCCCCGCCGGCCUAGUAAUCCUUACAUGGGAUUUCGAGGCAGAACUCCAUAUGCACCUCCUUUUGCCUAUGCCCCUGCUCCUUAUGGAUAUGGAAAGGUUCCAAGGUUCCGAAUGGGGAUGCGCUACAGCCCCUACUAUUGA
Vicia faba (fava bean) is the source of this 603-nucleotide messenger RNA. The record is from the annotation of a GenBank genome assembly. NCBI's taxonomy places the organism in Eukaryota, Viridiplantae, Streptophyta, Magnoliopsida, Fabales, Fabaceae.